This is a messenger RNA of Penicillium subrubescens, 774 nucleotides long. RefSeq lists its product as uncharacterized. The transcript is spliced from 2 exons. Bases 1 to 774 code for a protein of 257 amino acids. NCBI's taxonomy places the organism in Eukaryota, Fungi, Ascomycota, Eurotiomycetes, Eurotiales, Aspergillaceae. The record is from RefSeq and is a predicted model, not a curated record. Gene Ontology annotation, cellular component: cytoplasm.
AUGGCUGCUGUCGACUGUAUGUCGAUGGCCUCGCGCCAUCAUCCACACCAUCCCUACAACCACCAGCACAGCCGGGAUCGCCGAUCUAGCUAUUCCACCCUGGGCAGUAACAAUCCUUAUGCCCGGUACAUGUCACCAGCACCCUCGGGGUACUCCCACUCCAAGCGAUCUCUCUCCGAAACCUUCCCUUCUGUACCCACAGUAUCCAUGGACUCCCUCUGGUGGUCCGGCUCUCCCGAGCACCAGCCGGUGUACCCGAGGCACCAGCGAGAAAGUUCGGCACCUCGACGCCGUCGCUCACAGCAGAGAUACUCGCGGAACUCACACUUGGUGAAUCCCGAUAUCAUCGAUGAGCUGGAUGAUGUAACCUCUUACUCUUAUCACCAUGAGGGUCCCUAUGAUGCGGUUUGCCCCGAGCGCAAUCGCGUCAGCCAUCAUAGUCCUCUCGAGGCAGUGAGAGAGUCGAAUGAGGAAGCUUUGCGCGCUACGCCGCGCGAUAAGAUUAUCGAUUGCUUGCAUAGCCACCGCCCACUAGAUGGUACGGCGUAUUUUCCUCCCGGCACCACCGAUCGGGAUGGACAGACGUAUGAGUAUGAAGAAGGAUCGAAUAUGAUGGACGAAUACGGUCUUUUUAUGCGUCUUCCUGGUCAGAAAUUCACCGACGAGGACUUCAAGAAUGACCCAUUCUACAACCGCCCAAUCUCCAAUCCAUUCCUUCAAUUGAAGAAGAAACUCAGUCUGCGCCGGAACAAGAAGCCGCGGAGCACUGCUUGA